Messenger RNA from [Torrubiella] hemipterigena, 1046 nucleotides. NCBI's taxonomy places the organism in Eukaryota, Fungi, Ascomycota, Sordariomycetes, Hypocreales, Clavicipitaceae. The record is from the annotation of a GenBank genome assembly.
AAAAGGGUCGCGGCAUUCGCGGACUGGAAAAGGUGGAGUGUCGGCCAGCGUCCAGGGGUUGACAGGCUGAUUGGUACCUGGCGUUGUGGGCACUUUACCCGCUACAGCUCAGGUACCAGCGACCCAUGGGCUGGUGACGUCGCGACCACAAGUUAAGUUUCGCUUCUCUUUUCAAACGUGUUGGACAACAUACAUUCACACGCUCUCCACGCAAGACCGCUACGACCAAAAUUAACAAGACAUGGAAAUAUCAUAACUCUACUGUACAUCAACAUCCAUACUAUAGCGUCCAAUUAAGAUGCACUUCCUCCGGUGCAUCGCGUUACGGCGCACCAUCCCCUCCAUACAAACUUCCUGUCAACCACAUAGCCCGUUAUCACAGCGCUGGCUUUCUUCAACAGCUUCAGCUUCUCUAUCCUUCUCGUCUCCUCAUAAUAUCAAACAGCUGCCGCCUCGUCCCCGGCCCCCGCCUGAGGAGGAAAUUGAGGAAUCAUUUCUCAAAGGCAGUGGUCCUGGUGGCCAAAAGAUUAAUAAAACAAACUCGGCUGUACAGUUGAAACAUACUCCUACAGGCAUUGUUGUCAAAUCGCAGGCGACUCGGUCUCGAGAACAAAACCGAAAACAUGCCCGCGAACUCCUAGCCCAGCGACUGGACGAUUUAAAUAAUGGCGAACAAAGCCGCUCAACGAUUGUCGGCAACAUUAAGAAGAAAAGAUCAGAUAGCGCCUCCAAGAAGAGCAGGCGGAAAUACCGAAAGCUCGAGGAAGAAAAGACUGCGGCUACAUCGGCGCCGAGAGCUGACAAUGGCGAUGCAGGACUGGAGCCUCUUGCUACAGACCAGACAAAUAAUAGUAAAAGUAGCGCCAGCUCAAGUCAAUAAAACGAUGCAGAAUGUACAAAGUAAAUGAACAUAUCGGAAGAGCAGGCAUCUCCGUUUACAAGUAGUCAAUCGUUCAACGCUAUGUGACUGAAGACUUACUCGCCAUACAAAAAUAAGCACAAAUACACAAAGGUCAUCGAUACGGGCAUAAUCGUCAGUCUCUUUA